AAAAACCAUCAGACGAGGAAAUAAAUACAGGUUUUAUAACAGAAAAUAAACAGUUUCUUCAUUCUAGUAAUUUCAAUGAUUUUUAUAACAAUGUAAAAGAAACAAUUCAAUCUAAAGAAGAUGCAUUUAUAGCUAAGGGUUCCCAUGGAAUAUUUAACAAUGUUAUUGAUAUGAACAUAAAUAUGUGUAAAUAUGAUCCGCUUAGAGGGGCAUCAUAUAUUAAAUUACCAAAAAUAAUAUCUGAUAAAAAAGCUAUUAUCAAUAUUAAAAACAAAGAUAACAAAUGUUUUCUUUGGUCAAUUCUUGCUGCUUUACAUCCACAAGAUAAAAAUUCAGAAAGAAUUAGUAAGUAUAAAGAAUGGGAAAAUGAAUUCGAUGAAGUAUUUAAAAGUUUAAAAAUUAAAUAUCCUGUUAAAUUAAAUGAAAUUUCUAAAUUUGAAAGAAAAACAAAUAUUUCUAUUAAUGUGUUUACUUAUGAAUAUGAUGAUAUUAUAGUACCCCUAAAAAUAUGUGAUACUCAAAAAAAAUACAUGUUAACUUAUUUUAUCUUAGAGAAGAAAAUAAUGAACAUUAUUGUUUGAAUCAAAAUUUAUCAAGAUUAGUUUGUUCGCUAAAAACAAAACAUGGCCGUACAACAUAUUUAUGUAACACAUGUUUAUCGCUUUUUUAUACCAAGAAAAGUCUAACAGAUCAUGAGGAAUAUUGUAAAACUAAUAAAUGCGCUAAANAAUAAGUCGACUAUGUUCCCGGCGGAGGCAUUUCUAACCAGCUAUAAAUCUCGUGUUGUUUUCGUUUAAACAGUUGUCACCGCGGCAACCGCGAUAAUUUUCCAUCGUUUCGACGAAGGUUCAGCGAUUCCCGGACCGGAUGUCGAAUCCCGGGACCUCUUUACACGCGGGUGUUAAAGUUCGGCAAGGGCUAUCGAUGUUCACCCCAGUCCGGUACGACAAUCCAGCUUCUAUCACGGCUUCUACUGGUGGUUUACUACUGGUCGGGCCGAAAUAUCUGCGUGAUGACCCGGCCCGUCCGGACGUAAUGUAAAAAAUAUUUGGUAAGAAAUUGACGGACAAAGAUAUCCAAAGAAAUCAUUUAACUUAGAUUGGAAAAAUGAAAAAUUUUCACUUGCUUAUGAUAUAUAUAUGUCAUACAAGAAAACUUUUCAUAAAACACAUCAAGAACUUUCUCUGGUGUAUCUUGAUUCUAGAAAUUUUAAAAUUUCAAGACCAAUGUAUGUAUUAAAUCUUACUAGACAACCGGAUAAUGUUAGUGGAAAUAGAAAUAAUAUUAUUUUGAAUGCAGAAUUUAAUGAGGAUGUACCAAAUGGUACAAUUUGUUAUAUUUGUUUAGUUUCAACUUCUGAAUAA
This is a messenger RNA of Cinara cedri, 1364 nucleotides long. NCBI's taxonomy places the organism in Eukaryota, Metazoa, Arthropoda, Insecta, Hemiptera, Aphididae. The record is from the annotation of a GenBank genome assembly.